UGGUACUUGGCCAUGCUGCCGUGUAAAUUGUAUACGCAUCUCCCAUUUCUAACGUUUGAAUAAGUCUAACACUAUCAUGCUGUCAAAAAGAAGAAAAACAAGAAAUCCCAACAUCAAAAUCUUAUGGUCAGUCAACUCAACAGUCCAACACCCUCACCCUUACAUUACAUAGUACCCCCUCCAUCUCUUUACUCUUCAUUUUGAUACUUGAAACAAAAUAACUCUUCAAUGGCUUUGCUUUCCUUUCUUUGUUACUUGUUUGUCACAGCUCUAUCACAUGUCAAAGCCGGAGAUCCUGUAGCAUGUGAUAACAUCCGAGGCAACUACACAGACAAUAGCCCUUACGACAACAACCUCAAAACCCUUAUAUCCACUUUCUCUUCUCAUAAAGAAAUCAACUACGGUUUCUACAAUUUCUCAUACGGCCAAGAUCCCGACAAAGCAUACGCCAUAGGAUUAUGUCGUGGAGAUCUCGAACCAAAAACCUGUCUCACAAACAUAAACAACUCCUUUGCAUAUCUUAAACAACAUUGUCCAAAUCAAAAAGAGGCAAUUGUGUGGGGUGGUGAUUUCACUCUAUGGUACUCCAACCGUUCAAUUUUCGGAAUAGUAGAAACUCUACCUACAAUGUUUCUAAUAUACCAAAGAAAUGUAAGUGAUGUAGAUGCAUACAACAAAGCACUGAAUAACUUGAUGAAAAAUCUAACGAACAAAGCUGCUUAUGGUGAUUCUCGUCGUAAGUAUGAUGCCGAUAAUGUUAAUGAGCCUGCAAAUUUUGCAACUAUAUACGGUUAUGUGCUGUGUGUGCCGGAUUUGUCUUCGCAACAAUGUGUUGAUUGCUUGGAAGCAGCGAUUUCUGAUAUUCCAGGUUGUUGUAAGGGAAAGAUGGGAGGAAAUAUUCUUAAACCAAGUUGUCGAAUUAGAUUCGAUCCUUAUCGUUUCUAUAAUCAGACGAUUGUGUUGGAUUCGAAUGCGACGCCUCCUUCACCGUCGCUACAACCACCAUCAGAAUCUACCAAUAACAGUUCUUCACCAUCUACAGAUAUCACUUCUUCAGGGAAGAGCAAAAUACGAAUCAUUAUCAUCUCCAUUGCAUUGCCAGCUGUUAGUGUGGUUUUGAUACUCAUUUUUAUUUGCAUCUAUUUAAGAUUGAGAAAGCCAAAACAAAUGUUUCAAGAAAUUAAUAGAAAACAUGAUGAUGGAGAUGAAGACGAAAUUACAAUUGUUGAGUCAUUGCAAUUCAACUUUGAUAUUAUACGGGUUGCUACAAAUGAUUUCUCGGAUUCUAACAAACUUGGACGAGGUGGAUUUGGAAUUGUUUAUAAGGGUAAACUUCCAGAUGGACAAAUGAUUGCUGUUAAAAGAUUGUUAGAAGAAUCUAACCAAGGAGACGAGGAAUUUAAAAAUGAAGUAUUAUUAGUAGCCCGACUUCAACAUCGAAAUCUAGUUAGACUACUUGGUUUCUGUUUAGAAGGGAUGGAAAGGCUGCUUAUUUAUGAAUUUGUUACAAAUAAAAGUCUUGAUUACUUCAUAUUUGAUCCAAUCAGAAAAGCUCAACUGAAUUGGGAAAAACGCUAUGAAAUCAUAAAAGGCAUUGCCCGAGGACUUCUUUAUCUUCAUGAAGAUUCUCGUUUGCGCAUAAUACAUCGUGAUAUCAAAGCAAGCAAUAUUCUGUUAGACAACGAGAUGAAUCCUAAGAUAUCUGAUUUUGGAUUGGCAAGAUUGUUUGUUAUCGAUCAAACUCAAGGACAUACAAAUAGACCGGCUGGAACCUAUGGAUAUAUGGCACCUGAGUAUGUAAUGCAUGGAUUAUUUUCGGUGAAAUCAGAUGUUUUUAGUUUUGGAGUACUGAUUCUUGAGAUUAUAAGUGGUCAUAAAAAUAGUGCAAACAUUUGUCAUGGAAAUGAUAUAGAGUAUCUAUUGAGCUUCGCAUGGAAAAGCUGGAGAGAGGGGAAAUCUACAAACAUUAUAGAUCCAUCAUUGAAAAACUAUUCACCAAAUGAAAUAAUGAGAUGCAUUCAUAUUGGUUUGCUUUGUAUUCAAGAAGAUGCGGCUGAUAGACCAACCAUGGCAGCUGUUGCACUCAUGCUUAAUAGUUAUUCUCUCAGUCUCACAAUACCUUUGAAACCUGCAUUCUUUUAUGGAAGUAGAACUGGAACUGAAAGCUUGCAUGACAAGCAACAAUGGGGUGAAAAUCAAGAUGCAACGACGUCGAAUGAAUCGAUAAACGAGGCUUCGAAUACUGAUCCAUACCCUCGGUAGAUUUCAUUGAUAAGGAUGAUAUAUAUUUUUUUUGAGUCAAUGCCUAUAUUGAUCUAUAAAUUUGAAAUGUCAGUUUCUCAGAAAUAUAAGAACGGAAAAAACGUCUUCGAAACUUAUUGAUGUUAGUCAUUUAUAUUACUGUGUUAGUUUCUUAAGCUAGAGUUUAUGAUGUGCGAGAUUAACAAGUAUAGUAAAUCGUGUAUUUUUAAAGUCAAUAAAUUAUGUUACAACAAAAUAGAUGGUUGUGUAAAGUAAUUAUUAACAUAUAGUUUAUUUAAGUGUUUUUA
This is a messenger RNA of Lathyrus oleraceus (garden pea), 2549 nucleotides long. RefSeq names its product cysteine-rich receptor-like protein kinase 44. Gene Ontology annotation, molecular function: ATP binding; protein serine/threonine kinase activity. Lineage: Eukaryota; Viridiplantae; Streptophyta; Magnoliopsida; Fabales; Fabaceae. Gene Ontology annotation, biological process: protein phosphorylation. Bases 229 to 2262 code for a protein of 677 amino acids. The transcript has 7 exons. Gene Ontology annotation, cellular component: plasma membrane. The record is from RefSeq and is a predicted model, not a curated record.